Molecule: messenger RNA, 5268 nt
Organism: Melanotaenia boesemani (Boeseman's rainbowfish)
Lineage: Eukaryota; Metazoa; Chordata; Actinopteri; Atheriniformes; Melanotaeniidae
Gene: scaper
Product: S-phase cyclin A-associated protein in the ER
Exons: 31
Coding region: 180-4655 (1491 amino acids)
Molecular function (GO): nucleic acid binding; zinc ion binding
Source: RefSeq, a predicted model, not a curated record
AUUGGACGAGCUCGACGCCAGUCACAAAAGUAAACUCAACGGACUUCCUGCUUCUUUAGGUUGUCUUCACUGUCAUGUAUAUUUAUCUGACAUGUUAGUCCAUCACCGCUGACAAGAAGAAAACUUUUUAGGUAGACUUUUCUUUCUUAGAAACUGAGCAUUGAAUACAGGGCGGGUCGAUGUCCAAAGACAACCGCCAUGAUGGGCGGCGGCGUGGCGCCGGGCAGCACCGUCUCGGCCCGAGAGUUAGCCACGGUGGGGACGGGAGGGAAAGGUCUGGUAGCAACAGCUCUGGCUCCUCGCAUGGAGGAGGCAAAAGCAAGACCACAUCUAUGUCGGGUUUGAAGGCUUCGUUUCAGCGUUCCAACAGCCAUGACAAAGUGCGAAAGAUUGUAGCUGAAGAGGGCCGUGCUGCUCGAAAUCUCAUUGCCUGGAGUGUUCCUCUUGAGAACAAAGAGGAGGAAGCAAAGUCAAAAGGCAACUCCAGUGGCAGUUCCAAGUCUCAGAGGAUCAAUUCUGGACAGCAAAAGAAUAAAAAACAGAAUGCUUGUUCAGAGAGUAAAGGCACAGCUGGUGUCCUAUUGGACAAGGGCCCGGAGAAGAGCCCCACCAAAGUUCGACAACCCCGCAAAGUAGACUUGCGAGCUCGCUACUGGGCCUUUCUCUUUGAAAACCUACGUCGGGCUGUGGACGAGAUAUACGUUACAUGUGAAUCUGAUCAGAGUGUUCUGGAAUGCAAGGAGGUCUUGAUGAUGUUGGACAACUAUGUUCGGGAUUUUAAAGCCCUGAUAGACUGGAUACAGCUUCAGGAGAAACUGGAGAAAACAGAUGCCCAGAACAGGCCGACAUCUUUAGCCUGGGAGGUGCGUAAAAUGUCUCCGGGACGUCACGUGAUGCCAAGUCCAACUACAGACAGGAUGGUUCCCUCUUCAGGUGCACGUCGCACCCUCAACUUCAGUGGUCCUGCAUCAACAUUGGCUGCAGCUCGGCUCUCACACACAGGUCCCAGCUGGGCAGACAGAGUAAAGUGCUCUCAGUCUGUCCAUAACGCCAGUCAACCCAAUGCAUUCCCGAAAGAAAAACCUAGUAAAAAAGACGCAGAGGGCUGGGAGACUGUACAGCGAGGACGUACUGCCAAACCUCGCUCUGCUGCCAUAGUUGCCAAGGUCAGUCCUGUCUUGGCUCAUGUCGCCCAAAAACAGGACAGCGCCAAGAGUAACCAGUCACAUCUGCCGACACAGGAAGGGCGACAGCUUCAUCCUGAGCGUCCUCCGGACAAAGAUGUGACCCAGACUGACACAGGACAACAAGUCCCUGUGGAGCUUAAACCACCGGAGAAGAUUGAACGUCCAGAGAAUGGAAACAUAAUGGAGCCCCCAGCAGCAAGUGUACAAGACCCGGGGCAGUGUGUCGACGCACCAUUUGGAGACGUGCCACCCCCCAUAGCAUCUCUUACCCCAUCCCAAGCCCCAGAGCUUACUCCACCCACAGCCACUGCCCCACCAACAGACAUAACCAUAUCAGUCCCAGUCCCCACUCUGGCUAUUACAACAUCCAUAGACCUGCCCCAGACGGAUGGGCUCAGUACUUUGUUGGUCCCUGGGGACAAUGGGGCAGAAUGGGGCUCGUCACAGGGCAUGGCCACAUCUGCUACAGGACAGGCCGAGACUCCCAUGGCAGCGGUGAAACUGGAGAGUGUGCUGGACCCCACAGAGCUUUCUACUCCUCAGUCAAUGGCAGAGGUCUUGGCCAAGAAAGAGGAGCUUGCAGAUCGGCUGGAGAAGGCCAAUGAAGAGGCCAUCGCAAGCGCCAUCGCUGAGGAGGAACAGCUGAAUAGAGAGAUUCAAGCAGAGAACAAUGACCUGGAGACUGACGCUGAAAGCGACUUUUCUGCUAGCAUCAGCAGCGGAGGUUGUGGAGUCACUAUAGAUUGGAGUGACAUGCUGGCAGAUUUUGAUGCUCGGGAAACGUGGCGUCAGAGUACCUCUUGGGGGGACAUGGUAGAAGAAGAACCUGCUCGGCCACCUGGGCAUGGAAUCCACAUGCAUGAGAAACUAUCCUCACCGUCACGCAAAAGAACCAUUGCAGAGUCAAAGAAGAAACAUGAGGAGAAACAGCUGAAGGCACAGCAGCUCAGGGACAAACUUCGGGAGGAAAAGACACUCAAACUGCAGAAGCUCAUGGAGAGGGAGAAAGAUGUGCGGAAAUGGAAAGAAGAAUUGUUGGAGCAGCGUCGGAGGAUGAUGGAGGAAAAGCUAUUGCAUGCCGAGUUUAAACGAGAGCUGCAGUUACAGGCAAUUGUGAAGAAGGCCCAGGAAGAAGAAGCCAAGGUGAAUGAAAUUGCUUUCAUAAACACUCUGGAAGCCCAAAACAAGAGGCAUGAUGCCCUGGCUAAGUUAAGUGAAUAUGAGCAACGGCUUAAUGAACUGCAGGAAGAGAGGCAGAGGAGACAGGAGGAGAAGCAGGCCAGGGAUGAAGCUGUUCAGGAACGCAAACGGGUCCUGGAAGCAGAGCGGCAGGCCAGAGUGGAGGAGCUGCUGAUUCGUAGGAAAGAGCAGGAGGCUCGUAUUGAACAGCAGAGGCAGGAAAAGGAGAAAGCUAGAGAGGAUGCAGCACGGGAAAGGGCCAGAGACAGAGAAGAGCGUCUGGCUGCGCUUAGUGCUGCCCAGCAAGAGGCCAUGGAGGAGCUACAGAAGAAAAUUCAGAUGAAGCAUGACGAGAGCAGCCGCAGGCAUAUGGAGCAAAUCGAGCAGAGAAAGGAGAAGGCGGCUGAGCUCAGCAGUGGUCGACAUGCGAACAUGGACUAUGCCCCCAAACUGACACCAUAUGAGCGCAAGAAGCAGUGCUCACUGUGUGGCGUUGUAAUCACCUCAGAGGUGCACCUGUUCAGUCACACCAAGGGCAAGAGGCACCAACAGGCCGUUCGAGACAGUAGCAGCAUCCAGGGACGAGAGCUCUCUGAUGAAGAAGUGGAGCAUCUUUCCUUGAAGAAAUACAUUAUUGAUGUUUUGACGGACAGCUCAGUAUCCUCUGAAAGCAUGAAGGAUGGAGAGGAGCGGCAGAAAGCAAGGAAGAAGGCAAAGAAGCUCCGAGCCAGGAUGAACUCCAGGGCUAAGGAAUAUGAGACGUCAAUGGAGGCAAAGACUCAGGUCCCUGAUUCCCCGUACAAGGCCAAGUUGCAACGUUUGGUAAAAGAUCUGCUAAAACAGCUGCAGGGCCAAGACAGUGGGCAGUGGGCCAACAAUAAAGCACAUGGUCUGGACAGAACUCUGGGAGAGAUCUCUCGUAUCUUAGAGAAACAGAACAAUGCAGACCAAGUGGCCUUCCAAGUGGGCGGUGGCCUGUCUGCUUUGGAACAAAUUUUGCAGGUCAUCACUGCUGCUUCCACACCCACUGCAGUCCCCCGUAUUCCUCUCAAAUCUCUCUGUGCUGCUGUAGAUGUCUACUAUCUGGCUUGUUCCUGCUGCAUCUUCAACUGCUCCUAUGUGCUGUUUAGCAACAAGAUAGUUCUCCUUGUGGACCUGCUGCUGCACCAGCUGACACUGUACGUCCCAGAUGAAGACAAGUCCAUUUUUGGGCGCAGUGUAAACAAACAAAUUUUUGAGGGUUUGACAACAGGCCUACUUCAGGCCAUUGCUACGAUCUUAGAGUCCUUGUGGCCGCACAUCUCUGAUUUGGGGCAAGGCGAAAACACACGGAUUUCCUCCCCAGAUGCCAAGGUCAAGAGCUCUGCCACAGACUCCUUCAACACCCGUGCACAAGAUCUAAUCAGCUAUGUGGUAAACAUGGGUUUGAUUGACAAGCUGUACGGGUGCUUCUUGUCGGUCCAAGCUCCUGUAGACGAGCACCCCAAGAUGUCGGCUUUCCUCCAACAAGCCUCAGCUCUGCUGCACAGCAUGUGUAAGCUGUGCUUUGUCAUAACCGGACGUGCUCCCAGUAUAUUUGACAAUAAGCGCCAAGACCCAACAGGCCUGACUGCCCUUCUGCAGUCCACUGACCUGGUGGGAGUGGUGCACACCCUAUAUUGUAUCCUGCUGCACAGUUUCUCUCCAGAGUCGUCUUCUCACAGUCAGGAGCCUUACAGCCCUGGGGUCAUCCAGGUGGCUUUGCAGGGCAUCCGCUUCCUCAACAGUUUUGCCCUUCUUGACCUAUCUGCCUUCCAGUCUGUUCUAGGAGCUGAGGGCCUGUCUUUAGCUUUCCGACACAUUGUCAGCUCCCUGCUCUGGUACUGUACCCAGCAUUCCUCUGAAGAGCUGCUGCAUGAAGUCAUCAUCUGUGUGGGAUACUUCACUGUUAACCAUCCUGACAACCAGGUGAUAGUGCAGUCUGGCCGCCAGCCCAGCGUUCUGCAGAAACUGUGUCAGCUGCCCUUCCAGUACUUCAGCCACCCACGCCUCAUCAGAGUCCUGUUUCCAUCCCUCAUCUCAGCCUGCUACAACAACUCUCAGAACAAGGUCAUCCUACAGCAGGAGAUGAGCUGCGUGCUGCUGGCCACAUUCAUUCAGGACUGUGCUGGCAGCGAGAAGGAUCCAGACAAUAAAACAAGUAGAAUGGUUUUCCAGUGGCUCCUGGAUUACGGUGAACUGUCCAACCGCUUCCCAAGAGAUCAGUGGGAUUCAGCCCUGCAGUUUUUUCUUCAGAAGCAGGAAGAGUGAUAGAGUUGCACACUGUCCACAGAAUAAAAAAAGCACAUUAUAGCCAGUACAAGACACUAGUUCGUUUUUGUUUUUCAAAUUAUUAUUGUUAUGAUUGUUACUUUUAUCUUGGCGACUUAGUUUUUCAUGUUGUGUUUUUCAGACUGUUUUUUUUUUCCAGAUGUUAAUAGGAAGCCUUAUUAUAUGGUCUUGCAUUUCUUUUGAUUUCAUGGAAAUCAUAUUGAUGCUUAAGAAAAAUUUGCACAAAAUGUCUUAUUCGUGUUUACUGCCUGAAUAAACUAUUUGCAUCCAUUUGUUCCUGUUGUGCUGUAGACAGAAAUGGUUACAUUUUAAAAGUGACAAUAAUCCUGUAACAUUUACCGUAUGUUAUCAUUUGCCAAACAUGUUCAUCCAUACUGUUAGUGUUCAUUGAUUGUGUUUAUAGUUAUUUUGAAUGUAAAUGACUAGAAUAUCUCUAGCCUUCAUCCUGCCAAGUACAAGCUCAGUUGCAGAUAUAAUUUGCAAGUUCACAUCUUUUCUUUGUCUUUCUAUUCUCUUGUUAGGAGCAACUUAAAAAUUAAUAUAAUUUAUUGAGUUAUUUACCUUUAUGUUCAAUAAAAUACUUAUGAGUAUA